AUGGUUGUAGCCGAGAAGAUGACGAAAACAGGAAAUGUAAUUAUGGUGAUGUUCUCAGGAGAAAAACCUCACAAGUGCACGGUGUGCGGAAAAGCCUUCAGUCAGUCGUCAAACCUCAUAACGCACAGCAGAAAGCACACGGGCUUUAAACCAUUCUCAUGUGACCUGUGCGGCCGGUCCUUUCAGCGUAAGGUGGAUCUUCGGCGUCACAAGGAAACUCAACAUACGGAACUUAGAUCACAAGUAACAGAAAUGCGGUCACCUGUUUCUGCCGGUGACCUGAGGAACGCCGUCACGGAAAUCAGAACACCCAUAACAGACAUGAGGUCCCCUAUCGCAGAUAUGAGGAGUCAGUUAGUGGAGGUGAGGUCACAGAAUUCUGGGGACUUACGUUCUCAAUCUGCAGCCCUCAGGACUCAUGUUACUGAGCUUCAACCUCAUGUUAGUGAUGUUAGAAGCCAAGUUACAGCUCAUGUCACAGACAUCAGGAGUCAGAUAAAUGAUAUUCGACCUCAGGUCAACGACCUCAGAUCUUCUGUGAGCGAAUUAAGGUCCCAAGGCGCCGACAUGCGACCGAAGGUUGCUGAUACUGGCCCAAAUGGUAAUGGCGAUCACAGAGGUGCUCCUAUAUCGGACUUUAGAUCACAAGUUCUUGAUUUGAGACCGCAAGAACUGCGGCCGGUUAGUUAA
Penaeus vannamei (Pacific white shrimp) is the source of this 690-nucleotide messenger RNA. NCBI's taxonomy places the organism in Eukaryota, Metazoa, Arthropoda, Malacostraca, Decapoda, Penaeidae. The record is from RefSeq and is a predicted model, not a curated record.